UAAAGAGAGAGAGAGAGAGAGAAGUGAUCAUUUUAGAUUAUUUGAAAUAUUAAAAACUACAAUUUACAAAUAAAAAAAAGUUGAUUUUUCUAAAUGAAAUCAAACUUUGUAGUUCUCACUGGAUUUGGUCAAAGAGAAACUGAGCCAAACAGCUUUUUUAGUCUUAAAGGUUGCAGACCUCUGUUCUAAUUGAAUUUAUAAUCCACUACAGGACAGAAAACAUGGAUCAAUUUAUAUACAAUGUUUUUUAAGGACAGUUGUGAUCAUACCAAGAGAUAGGGGCCUCAUAAACAUUUCAUAAAAAGGUUAAAAGGGGGUAAAAAGAAGGAUUUAAAAAAAAAAUCACAAAUCAUUCAAAAAUAAAUAUAACUGCUUCACCUAAAGUAAGGUUGUUUUUUUUAGUCUGCUGUUGUAGACUUUGAAGGUGCAUAAAAACGAGGAAGCAAAUGUUAAAAGCAAUUGGCUAAAAGCAAGAAAAGGGAAUUAUAAAUGUUUUAGAAACACGACAUAUUUUUAGUAAAAGUGAUUAAAUGCAAAUUUCCAAAUAGGUUUAUUUAGCCUAUUUUGGUCUUUCUAAAGUUUCUCUACAAACACGACAUUCUUGAAUGUAAGUCAACACCACUGAACAAACAAAGCGGCAGGUUACAGAAGCUCUAGUAGCUGGUGCCCAAAGAAAAAAAACAAGCCCUGAAGACUAAAUUUCCUAGCAACCGCUUGAAGUUCCCACCCCCUCUCAUUUGACUGUAUUAUCCACAGGGAAAAGGCUGUUCAGCAGAAGGUGGACAUCAUCCUGCUCCUCCUCCAGCUCCAUGCUGUUGAAAUAGUCACUCAUUGUCUGCCCAGGAUUAUGAGCUUCGAUGUGUGACAGGAAGCAGGAUGGCCAACUCAACGAUGGAGAUUGUGGCUGUUGUGUUGACCUUGGUUGGGUUGAUCGGGGCCGCUGCAAGCACCGGGAUGCCUAUGUGGCGGGUAACAGCCUUCAUCGGAGAGAACAUCAUCGUGAUGGAGACGCGCUGGGAGGGCUUGUGGAUGAAUUGCUUCCGACAGGCCAACAUCAGGAUGCAGUGCAAGGUGUAUGACUCUCUCCUGGCUCUUCCCCAGGACCUACAGGCAGCUAGAGGCCUGAUGUGCACUGCUCUCGCUCUGUGUGGAAUAGGUAUCCUGAUCAGUGUGGUCGGGAUGCAGUGCACGUCAUGCAUCAUGAACAACGACAGAGCAAAGCGACUAGUCCUCGUUAUCGCAGGAAGCUUGAUAUUAAUGUCUUGCAUCUGUGUCCUCAUUCCCGUUUCUUGGACUGGCCAUGUCAUCAUCAGGGACUUCUACAACCCUUUGCUGAUCGACGCCCAGCGCAGGGAGCUUGGAGAAGCUCUCUACAUCGGCUGGGUGGCCUCUGCUUUCUUAUUCGCCGGCGGAUGCAUAUUCAUCUGUUGUAACAUACAAUCUGACGAGAAAGACUCACGGAGGUAUUUGUAUUCCAAGAACGCUGACUACAAGUCUUACACCCCAAUGCCACUGCAGCCUCAGCAGCUGGUGAUGAUCCCUCAAGCACGACCUCAGCCGAUGCUGUCCAGACAACCAUCCACUGUCUACAGCUACAAUUCAAGACACGAACUACCGCCUCUGCAGCCUCAGGAGCUGGUGAUGAUCCCUCAACCACAACCUCAGCCAAUGCUGUCAAGACAACCAUCGACCAUCUACAGCUACAAUUCAAGAUACCCCUCUGUGCGCAGCGGAGUCGCUUAUCUCUGAUCGCUAAUGGUCCUCUUUUGUAUGAAUUCUUCUCAUGGUAAUUAUUUUUUUUUAUGGCUCUUCAAAGGAGAACUCGUAAUAUAUAUAUAUAUAUAAUAAGUGGAUUGCAAAAGAAUCACUUUUAAAUGCAAUCUUUUCAAGCUACAUGACGCAACAAUGACAGCAUGCUAAUCUCAAUUUGUAAAUACCUGAUUAAAUGUAAAUUUUAGUGUAUAAUUUUUUUAAAUUUAAGUGGUUUUCAUCUUUUGUUUUCAUUAAAGUAUGUUAAGAAAUGCAGAUGUUAUUGCUGAUAUUAAGAGCUCAAUGUAAAACAAUUGUGUUUUCUACUUUUUCCACAUUAACUUGAUAAAAAAAAAGUUUUUUACUUUAAGUUUAACAUCCAUAUUAUUAUAUUAUUGCAUAAAAGUGAAGCAGAAACAAGCUUCUGUGAGCCGUAAAUUUUAACCACAUGGUGGAUAAAACCAUAGUAGAUGUGUUGUGAAGACUUGGGACAUCAAAUCCCGAUAUGGUAAUGUAGUGUUUUGAAUUGAUUUGUGUCUUUUAUGUCUGUUUAUUAUAAUAUCCUGGGGCAGUUAACCUGCAAUAUGACACUGCUUGUUCAGGGUGUGGACUCGGAGGUGAUCCAGCCACAGACGUCAGCAUUUCUGAGAACAAUCUGACCUCAGAAUCAUGGAUCAUGUGAUCAAAAUUUGCAAGUUGCUUUGAAUAGACAGAGGGAGAGUUUGAAAAGGUUUCAGUCACCUUCAGGUUUAGAGAAUUUUUUUGUAAUUUCAGUGGUCUCUUCAUUUCACUUUUACCAAAUGAAAAAAAAUAGCAAAAAUAAAAUAAGAAAUAUUCUUUCUUCUUGAAAACAUUUUGUGAUAUCAUGAAAAUGUUUAUCAAGCUGUGAAAAACAUGGGUUCAAAGAACUUUGUUUUAACAAGGAAAUGUCAAAGGAUUGACUGACCGGUGUGACUUCCUCAAUGAUCUUAAAGGUCAUAUGUGCUACCUUGUGGAUAAAACAAGAACUGCAGGAGCUUUGUUUUUAUUCGCUUUUGUACUGAAUAAAAAAUAAAAUUGAAUCGAGUGAAGUUGUGAGUUUACAACACCCAUCCUGUCUUGUUUUUGUAUAUGUGUACUGCUUGAAA
This is a messenger RNA of Oryzias melastigma (Indian medaka), 2876 nucleotides long. RefSeq names its product claudin 8 (gene cldn8.1). The transcript has a single exon. Gene Ontology annotation, biological process: bicellular tight junction assembly; cell adhesion. Bases 877 to 1749 code for a protein of 290 amino acids. NCBI's taxonomy places the organism in Eukaryota, Metazoa, Chordata, Actinopteri, Beloniformes, Adrianichthyidae. Gene Ontology annotation, molecular function: structural molecule activity. The record is from RefSeq and is a predicted model, not a curated record. Gene Ontology annotation, cellular component: plasma membrane; bicellular tight junction.